UUGUACACAGACCACUUGAUGGCCAACCGUGAAUAUUCGUUUCGAAGAAGAAGUGCUGCUAGCUAUCGGUGCUAAAGCUGGAAGAUAACUGGACACUGGGAGCAUGCGAGCCCCCCUGCGCUGGGUGCUGUGGGACGUGAAGGACACCCUGCUGAAGGUGCGUUCAUCUGUGGGAGGGCAGUACGCUAAGGAAGCUGAAAGAAUGGGUGUGAAGCUGAGUCCUGUGGAGGUCGGCGCUGCUUUUCAGAAGGUUCAUCACAGUUAUUCCAGCAGAUACCCCAACUAUGGAAUCUCUGAGGGUCUGGAUGGGCGAUCUUGGUGGAUGGGAGUGGUGCAGGACACUCUGCACCAGUGCAAGGUCACAGAUCCAGAGCUGGUGAACACCAUCGCAUGCAAACUUUAUCAAAACUUCUGCAGCGCAGACAACUGGGAGGUCUACCCAGACACAAGGACGGCCUUGGAGAGCUGUUCCUCUCUGGGGCUGAAGCUGGCCGUCGUUUCCAACUUCGACAAUCGUCUUGAAGCCAUCUUGCAAAGCUGCGGCCUGCUGUCGCAUUUUAGCUUUUUAGUGACGUCAGAGGGAGCCGGCGUGGCAAAGCCACACCCAGCCAUUUUUCACCAUGCGCUGAGGAAAUGUGGAGCAUCAGCCGACAGCGUGGCUCAUGUUGGAGACCAUUACGUCAAUGAUUACCUGGCCUCUCGGUCAGUGGGCAUCCAUGGCUUUCUGUUAGACAGAAACAACAUGCAGAAGGCCGCUCCUCUUCCUCCGGAGCACCGGCUGACCUCGUUGGAGGAGCUGCCGUCACGCCUUCAGCAACAUACUGACUAGUGGCAAAGAACUCAUGUAGCUUCUCAUCCUGCCAGCAUCUUCCUUUAUGCAACACCCGAUCUGGAAUAUUGUUUAUGUAUCUGUUUAGUUCCAUCAGCAGAACAUUUGCAUUCAUUUGUACUGUACAUAAACAGGAAACAGAGUUUAUCCAAAUAAAAUGGUUUUAAUCCACACGGU
Oryzias latipes (Japanese medaka) is the source of this 1006-nucleotide messenger RNA. It is a transcript of the gene hdhd3, whose product is annotated as haloacid dehalogenase-like hydrolase domain containing 3. Lineage: Eukaryota; Metazoa; Chordata; Actinopteri; Beloniformes; Adrianichthyidae. The record is from RefSeq and is a predicted model, not a curated record. Gene Ontology annotation, cellular component: nucleus.